AUGUCUGUCGACUACAUCUUUGCACUGUGUGACGUUAAAAUUUUAACUCAGCAAAUAAAUCUUGGACGAUGGAUCGCUUAUGCACCGUGGACGAUUAUUGUUCUCACGUGUUUGCUGACUGCUUUUUGUACAUCAAUUAUUCCGUUCACCGAAAUGACCAACGAUAUCACCGAUUAUACACCAAAUUCAGCCCGAGCUAGAGCUGAAACAAAGGUUUAUCAAGAGUUUUUUAAUGAAGAUGGAGAUCCGAUUGCCAUAUACAUAUUGGUUUUGGCAAAAAAUGAAGGUUCUAUAUUUGGUGUUUCUCCACUCGCAGACACAGUUCGAUUACUGGACAGUUUGCUAUACGACAUAGAGCUAAAGUCUGAAAACAGCAAUUUAUCGUUGCCAUUCUCAAAAUUUUGUUCUAGUUUCUGUGACAUUAACGAACCUAUUCGUCAAAAUGGUCUUCGUGUUUUGAAAGAUAACAGCAGUUCACUAUCGCCUCUUAUCGAUCUAGGGUAUCCAGAAACUACUGUACUUGGUAGACGAUUUUAUCUGGAUACAGCAUUUUUUGGUAUAAAGAUCAAACUGGUAAAAAGUUACAAAGUUUUUUCGACCUACAUCAAUGUAAUUGAACAACGAACAGUGAGCUGGUCAGUGGAAGUUAUUGACGAUAAAGGCCAACAAAGAGUUAUGACAUUCAAUGAAAUCAGCUCAACUAAAGAAGGGCCAAUUAUAAACGAUAAAGAUAAGCAAAUAAUGAAUAAUUUAAAAGAUGUAAAAAUUGCUGUUAUUCAAUUACGAGCUAAAAGACCGUCAGAAUGCACUGCUAAAGAUGCCAAGAAUUAUGAAUUUGCAGUUGUAGAUUUCAUUAAAAAAAAUUUCUCAUCGCAAUAUGUAUCAGCUUUUGUAUUUACUCCAGCUUAUUUAACAGCUGAAAUUGUUCGAACCGGUCUUUUAAUGAUUCCAAAUAUUGUUAUUGGCUUUAUUAUCAUGUGUAUAUUCGCCUCUACAACUGUUACUAUAAGUGCAGUUUUUAUGUUACAAAUGAACAAUCGAAAGAUUCCUUUGGCAAUUAUUGCAUGCAUAUGCCCGUAUAUGGCUGCAAGUACAGCACUAGGAGCUCUGUUCUGGCUAGGUGUUCGAUUUGGCACUAUACUUUGUGUUACCCCAUUUCUGAUACUGGCAAUUGGCGUCGAUGACUCAUAUUUAGUGAUCAAUGCAUGGCAACGUUUGAAUCGUUCAUUAAGGCUCUAUCCGGAACGAGACGCGCAUGGUAAUCCAGUAGAAACAGAAAUUGGAACUCGCCUAGGAAUGACUUUGGAAGAUGUUGGUCCAUCAAUAACCAUAACUUCUUUGACAAACGUUCUGGCAUUCGGAAUAGGAAUUCUGACACCGACUCCCGAAAUUCGUCUUUUUUGUAUUGGAAAUACUUUGGCAAUGAUUGUUGACUUUUUUUACCAGAUAACAUUUUUCACUGCUGUAAUGGCUGUUAUGUGCAGAAAUGAGGUGGAAAAUGAGAAGAAGAUGCUUAACUGCAAGGUGAAGAUUGUGGACAAUCAACAGGAUACGCAAAGCGAUUUUCGCAAUCGCAUAAGAAAUGCUGUGAAAGGUUAUUGUCGACUGGUAUGUUCGCCAACUUCUAUGGUUUUAGUAGUUGCCUUGCUGAUUCUCUACUGGUCACUGUCGCUAUAUGGUACAAUCACGACACAUACUGAAAUAAAACCUGAAGUUUUAUUUAUUCCUGAUUCAGAUAUUCUGCAGGCAAUUCGUGUUAGAAACACUUACAUUACACCAUCUUAUUCACCAUGCUUAGUAUUUGUAAACAAUCCAGGAAAUAUUGAUGAUCCGAAGAAUUUAAGGAAACUUCAUAAACUAGUCGAGGCUUUUGAAAGUAUGCCGAAAGCUUUAGGACGAUUUUCAACUAAGCUUUGGUUACGAGACUAUGAAGAUUUUGUACUUGAUGCGGAUCAAUCUUCUGAAGCUGGGAGUACAAAGUUCUAUAGCGGUUCAACACCAGCAAAAGAAAAUCAACAAGAUAUCCUGAAAUUUUUGGAGUGGCCAGAAUUUCGAUACUGGAAUGGCACGCUCAAAUACCGUUUAGACAGCAAAGGUAAUGCUGUGGUAACCAAAUUCUUCUUUUUGAUUGCAUUCCAUGGCGAUGAUCUAAAAAUUUGGUCUAACCGGGCUAAGCUCUUGAAGGAAGUACGUCAAGUUGCUGAUAAGUUUCCGGAAUAUGAGGUCUCUGUUUACGACGAAGACGCAAAAUUUAUAGAUAUCAUUGCCACACUGAUCUCUCAAACAGCACAGUCCUCAGCAUGUAUGCUGGUUUGCAUGGUGCUGGUUUGCCUAAUGUUCAUAUCGCAUAAAACUGCUACUGCCAUAGCUAGCUUUUCUAUAGCAAGCACUACCAUUGGCGUGUUUGGUUUUCUCUCGCUUUGGGGAGUAUACCUGGAUCCUAUAGUGAUGUCGAAUGUGAUAACGUCAAUUGGGUUUAGUGUUGACAUACCGGCUCAUGUAACGUACCACUUCUUUAAAGCUGGUAAUCUUACUAUCUUUUUUUCCGAUGCCGACGGAGAUUCUGUAGAGCAACGCUUUGAGCACUGCCUUUCAAAAAUCGCUUUUCCUGUUCUGCAGGCAGCUUGUUCAACCCUGGUAUGCGUAAUAAGUAUGGUGUGGAUCCAACUUUAUAUGUCCAUACAGAUUUCACGUAGCGGUUUUUGUGAAAACGAUGUUCCUAGUAGUAGUGUUUGGACUUCUACAUGGUUUGCUGAUUAUACCCGUGUUGCUGAAGAUCGUAUUUCUUUUCAAGAGGAAGUCUCAAGUGCACGUUUCAGAGCCUGCAACAGGCAGUGUUGCACACAUUAUCAAAAUCAACCAUGA
Messenger RNA from Enterobius vermicularis (human pinworm), 2865 nucleotides. NCBI's taxonomy places the organism in Eukaryota, Metazoa, Nematoda, Chromadorea, Rhabditida, Oxyuridae. The record is from the annotation of a GenBank genome assembly.